Molecule: messenger RNA, 630 nt
Organism: Anisakis simplex (herring worm)
Lineage: Eukaryota; Metazoa; Nematoda; Chromadorea; Rhabditida; Anisakidae
Source: the annotation of a GenBank genome assembly
AUGGCGAUUAGAAGGCGAUUAAGUUUUACUUUACAUUUUGUUAGCGAUUCCACGAUUCCACGAGAUUUACAUUUCAUCACUCCAGAGAAUUUUUUCGUUGCAUUUCAGGCCAUGGAUCUCUUAAUAGGACAGGAAUUUAAUUUUAAUUUGGCUCAACGAUGGGCUGGUGAAAUGGAAUGGAAAGUGGCGCAGUUGGCUGGCGUUUAUGUGGUGGCGAUUUUCAGUAUUCAGUAUGUGAUGCGCGAAAGGAAAGCGUUCGACUUGCAGAAGCCACUCUACAUUUGGAAUGCAAUGCUAGCGUUAUUCAGUAUUAUGGGAUUUGUGCGAUUGACUCCGGCAUUUUAUGGACAACUCACGACACGGGGUUUUGUUAGUACUUUCACUGAAGUUGGACCUUGUUUCAAGGAUAAUGUGGCCGGUUACUGGACCUUCCUGUGGGUAUUCUCGAAGAUUCCCGAACUUGUGGAUACCAUGUUUAUAGUUCUGAGGAAAAGACCUUUAAUGCUGAUGCAUUGGUAUCAUCAUGCGUGCACGGGAUACUUUUCGUUCGUUGCGUAUGCAAGUGGGAAUGCAUUCCUGAUUUGGAUCGUUUGGUUGAAUUAUUUCAUCCAUUCGUUCAUGUAUAGGUAG